GGGCACAAUCUAUGGAUGAAAAUGAAAUGAGUUGUACAGUGCCUAUUGGCAUCUAUGGUGAUAGUGCCCGUGUGGACACUGCAUUCGGGUCAGAAAACAUACUCGCCCUUUUCUUGAAUGUCGUUCUUUGGCGACCACGGUCGAUGAGGUGGAGUCGGUUCUUGAUUUGUGCGAUCGCUGAAGAGCGUCUUACCAGUGAAACCAUCCCAUCACUUCUCAGACGAAUUACUUGGAGCUGCAACCACGCGUUCCAUGGACGCCAUCCAUUGUGUGGGCAAUUUGGCUAGGUAUUGGUUGGUAAAGCUGCUGGACUUGCAGGGAAGCAGCUGACGUCCAAUUUCCUGAAAUUUCGGGUAGCUGAACUACGUGGUGAUUGGAGUUUUCACAAAAAGAUCUGGAGGUUUGCUGAAAAGACACAUUGGAACGGUGUUCACGUCUGCCAUUUGUGUAACGCAAAGGGCAUCUCUGAUGUGUGGGAGGAAUUGUAUUUCAACCUGGAGACAAACACACAUGAAGACUUUUCACUUCCACAGUUCAUUGCCCGAAGGGUGACACCUCAUCGGGUUUGUCCAUUGCUUGGCCUCUUCGGAUUUCAUCAUACCACCAUCCGGUGGUGCUUGAUGCACACCAUGAAUCUUGGUCUUCUCUAUGUUGCCAAUGGUGGGACGAUGCAUGUGCUCUUGAAGUGCGGCAUUUGGGGAACACCUGAUGAAACAGUGCAAGUGCGACUUCACCGAGCAUACCUUGCAUUCAAGAGAUGGUGUUCCAGCAACAAGAUUGCUUGUAGCCAACCUGCGUUUCAACCUCGUCAUUUGUACCAAAAAAACGGAGAUGUGUCCCUGGUUUGCAAAGCCUACAAUGGCCGUGUGGUGAUGCAGUGGUUAGCUGAAACAAUUGCUGAAGUCUCCCAGCGAGAUGAUGUUGCUGAUGUGGAUGAUCGUAUUGGCCCAAUUGCGCUCUGCAUGCUCCACCUCGCCCGCUUCAUGCUGGGCAUUGAAAAUGCGGGCCGUUUCCUGACCCAAGAUGAGUCACGAACACUCUUUCAUGAUGGUCGAGAAUUCCUUCGGAUCUACAUCAAGUUGGGGCGGCUGAGUGUCAGGAGAAACCUCCAAGAAUGGUUUAUCAAACCAAAAAUACAUGGCCUAUGGCAUAUACUCCGUGGAAUUCGAUCUCACAGAUCCAAUCCACGUUUCUGGCAUUGUUUCACUGAUGAGGAUGCAAUGUCUUGGACCAAGCGUACCUUCCUCAGAGCUCACCCUCAUCAUCGAGCCAGUUGGAUUAUCAAGUGUGGACGAAUGAGGAUCUGGGCCACCAAGCUGAGAAUCAAGAAGAUGAACAAGGAAGUUCAUGCAAGACUGGCUCGUGGACGUGGCUAACGUGAAAAA
Molecule: messenger RNA, 1385 nt
Organism: Cladocopium goreaui
Lineage: Eukaryota; Dinophyceae; Suessiales; Symbiodiniaceae
Source: the annotation of a GenBank genome assembly